This is a messenger RNA of Lotus japonicus, 2732 nucleotides long. Its product is annotated as WEB family protein At2g40480. Bases 240 to 1970 code for a protein of 576 amino acids. The transcript has 2 exons. Lineage: Eukaryota; Viridiplantae; Streptophyta; Magnoliopsida; Fabales; Fabaceae. The record is from RefSeq and is a predicted model, not a curated record.
UCUCUGCAACUGCAACGCUUUCUCCUUUCCCUUCUCUUUUUCCCACCGAGUCACGUGACUCAGUUGCCCCGAGUCCUGACUCACCCACGCGACAUCAUCAUCAUCAUCAUGGUCCCUUCCCACUUUGUACUCCAUAAAUUCCCUUCAAUAGCGCUUUCUCCCAAAUCCAAUGUUCAACCUGCAACCAACUUCUCCACAUGCUUCUCUGAAAUCCGCGUUUUCGUUUGUUCGAAAUCGAAAUGGCCGAGGCUGAUGAAUCCACCGCCGCCGCCGCCGCAUUUGGGGUUCCCGGAACGCCUGCUAUCAGGGAAGCGAGACCCGAGACGGGGACCCGUAGGAUUGAUACAGGGUUCGGGUCGGGUGGGAACCCGAUUCAUGGGGUUAGGAGGGUGAAUCUGCGAGCUGAAAUUGAUACGUCUCCGCCUUUUGAGUCGGUUAAGGAGGCCGUGACCCGUUUCGGUGGUAGCGGGCCUUGGUUACCCCUUUACAGGCUUGGAGAGGCUUUUGACAAUUUGGAAGAUUUUGACAUAAAGAAAGUGGAGGAACAAGCAGCAGAGUUGGAGAAGGAUUUGAUAGUCAGAGAACUUGAAACACUUGAUGUACUUGAAGAGCUGGGAGCUACCAAAAGGAUCGUGGAGGAAUUAAAGCAGCAACUACAAAAAGAUGCGUUGAAAUGCUUGGCGACUCCAGAUAUCAACUCUUGUGAACAGAUUGGAACUCCAGUUAUUAAGGAGAUGAAUAAGGAAAAUUAUGGAAACAUUGUCAGCAAUCAAGAACAGAUGUUACACAUUUCUAGCUCCUGCUCUAUGUCAUCACCUGAUCUGAUCUUGAUGGAGUUGAAAGAAGCCAAAGUAAAUCUUGGUCAAACUAUAAAUGAACUCGAGGUGAUUCAAUCCUCUGUUGAAUCGUUAAAUAAGAAAAUGAAGAAGGAUAAAAGUUUUCUUGAGAGAACUCGUGCAAAGCUAGCGUCAAAGUUUGCAGCUGUCUCUGCUCACGAGAGGGUGCAAGAGCAAACAAGAUUGAAUCCACCAUCAUCUCAUGCAGAAUGCACUUUUGAUCAACCUGCUAAUAAUAUGAGGAAUUUCAAUUCUGAUUCUGAACAGCAUAAUAGAAUGGUUGAAACAAGAAGUUCUGAAGGUUCAAAUCCAUUAACAAUCUAUGGAGGGCAUGGAUUCAGUGUUAAGACAGCCGAGAUGAGGUUGCUUGCGGCUAAAAAGAUGGAAGAAGCUGCAAGGGCAGCUGAAGCUAUUGCUCUUGCUGAAAUCAAGGCUCUAUCUGGUGCUGAGAGAGUGUCAGAGUUUGCUCUGCCGGAACCUGAGAGAGUCACAUUUUCUUUUGCACCGCGUUCUCCUCUAACCUUCAGGGAUCAGAUACCUGAGGACUCGACUCUAAAGAAGGUAAUAGAUCCAAAGUUUCGUAUUGAUGAAACCAACAUUUCUAAACAGACUAUUUUGAAGAAGCUGAAGGAAGCAUCAGAAGAAGUUCUACACAGCAAAGAAGUAUUGGCAGAUGCUUUAAACAGAAUUGAGUCUGCAAACAGAAAGCAACGUGCUGCUGAGGAGGCUCUACGGCGAUGGAUUCCGGAGGCUGAUCUGAAGAAGCAAGCAGUGUGCGACUCUUUUAACUGCGACAAGUGUAGUCAAGCUGGAAUGUGUCAAGAUUCUUCUCUACCAACUAGAGCAAACAAUGAUCCAAAGCCUGUUUUAAGGCCCACAAUUUCAAUGAGAGAUGUACUUAGCAGAAAGCAAGUUCCUGAAGGAUAUGAUACAAGAAAAGAGAUGGAAGAGCACACUGAAAGACAAAAGGUAGCAUUGAGUCAAAUGCUCCGUGCAUUGAGGGAAGAUCUAACUGUUCCACCGAAAGCCGAAAAAGACGGGAGUGAUCAAAAGCAGUUCGUAGCACAGAGGAAGAAGUUUGGAUUCAUCCAAAUAUCAUUCCCAUUGGCAAAGCCAAGUAAGAAAAAGGCAUGAAAUUUUAAUCCUAAUGCCUUUGCAAGGAUGAAUAGCCGUUCCUCGUUCAUCUUUUAUGUAAUCCCAUGCCAUUAUUUGUUGGUUCAUGUGGUUGCUUUCCUGAUAUUGAAUUGCAGUUUGUCUGGGUGUGUGAUUUUGCUAAAUAUGUUGUAUUUGAGUGAAGGCCUAUAUUCUGUAACUAGCUUUGAUAGGAGCUAAUAGAUUAUGUUGUUCUUGUUGGAUGCUUUAGAGUGAUGCGAGUUUAUUCACUGUAUGAAGAAGAUCUUACCAUCACGUGGAUGCCUUGUUAUAGCAAUAUAUGAUAAAUUUGUAUUUGUGGACAUAUAAACUUAUGAGAAACUUCAAAUUUCAAUUCAUAGAGCACUGGUUGUAUAAAUGAUCUUGUCUGGUCCAAAAGCUGUAACGCUUUUUCUGUCCGCAAGAAGAUUGUAAAGGACAGUAAUGGAAACCCACGUUCAGCUUGCAUAAUCUUCAAAUGGAGGCAAAUCCUACUCGCAUGGGUUGAAAUCCAAGAGUGAGUUCAAAACUUGGUCUGCUCAGCAUGUGAAGAUCUAUCCAUCCUUGGAUCAGGAACCACAAUAACAGGCAUCCCAGCAUUCUUAGCUGCAAGGACUCCUGCGGGCGCAUCUUCAAAAACAAGUACAUUCCAAGGAUCUACUGGUCCACCCUCAAAUCUCUUGGCUGCUGCAUGAAAUACAUCCGGUGAUGGUUUGCCUUGUUUAACUUCAGGGUCAUCACCAACAACAACAUGAUGCAUGAUAG